UUAUUGGCAAUAUUAAUUAGGCAUGUGGGUCUUAGCUUCCCCAACACACCCAAUUAUUUAUGAAGUUUCAGCAUUUGUUUUCUCUUAAGAAUUUCUGACCUUGAUAGGCUUAUGAAUGACUCAUGAUAAUAACCUGUAACCACCUAUCUAAUUAAUACUAAAAUUGAAAAGUCUGGAUAUGCUCAUAUCAUUUUCUUUUUCCAUGUGGGGGAUGUGCUGAAAUCUGAUGGAGGUAGGUCUAAACUGGAGAACUUGGAAAUCCUUCUACAACUGAUUCUACAGCUGCAAGCUUUUCUCAGAAAUGGAGGUGCUCUGGGUCAAGGUGUUGUUCUUCAUGGUUUUCUGCUUGUGGAUUCCCAUGGAUGUGAUGGGAAUGACAGGAACUAGUGCUGUAAACUCUAGUGUUUCUUCCAACCCAAGUGUUUUGAGGAUUGGAGCCUUGUUCACUCUUGAUUCUGUCAUUGGAAGGUCUGCUAAACCUGGAAUCUUGGCUGCAAUUGAAGAUGUUAAUGCUGAUAAAAUCAUUCUUCCUGGCAUUAAGCUGGAGGUCCUUUUACAUGAUACAAAUUGCAGUGGGUUUCUUGGAACAGUGGAAGCUUUGCAGUUAAUGGAGCAUGAAGUAGUUGCUGUAAUUGGUCCACAGUCCUCUGGAAUAGCCCAUAUCAUCUCUCACGUUGCUAAUGAACUCCAUGUACCUCUUCUUUCAUUUGGGGCAACAGAUCCCUCUCUAUCUUCUCUGCAGUACCCGUAUUUUAUCCGCACCACCCACAGUGACUAUUUUCAGAUGUAUGCAGUUGCAGACUUGGUUGAUCACUAUAGAUGGAGGGAGGUGAUUGCCAUUUUUGUAGAUGAUGAUAAUGGAAGGAACGGGAUUUCAGCACUCGGAGAUGCUCUCGCGAAGAAGCGCGGCAAGAUCUCUUACAAGGCUGCCUUGCCUCCUGGAGCCUCCAAGAGUUAUAUCAGUGACUUGUUAAAUGGAGUGAACUUAAUGGAAUCCCGGGUCUAUGUUCUCCAUGUUAAUCCUGAUUCUGGUUUGCAAAUUUUUUCUAUUGCCAAGAAGCUUGGAAUGAUAACCAGUGGCUAUGUGUGGAUUGCAACAGAUUGGCUUCCUUCAGUGCUGGAUUCAAUGGAGCAAGUUGACACUGGCACAUUAAAUCUCCUUCAAGGGGUUGUAGCUUUGCGCCACCACACUCCUGAUAGUGAUCUCAAAAACAAAUUUUUCUCCAGGUUGAAGAACCUAAAAGGCAUGCAGAAGUCAAGCUUCAACUCUUAUGCAUUGUAUGCAUAUGAUUCUGUUUGGUUAGCAGCCCGUGCUCUAGAUGUUUUUACCAAAGAAGGGGGAAACAUAUCUUUCUCUUUUGAUCCUAAGUUGCAAGACAAUAAUGGAAGCAUGUUGCAUUUAUCAUCGCUUCGCAUUUUUGAAGGAGGUCCAUUGUUUUUUCCCACAAUCUUGGGAAUGAACUUCACUGGUUUGAGUGGUCCAAUUCAGUUUGAUGGGGAAAGGAAUCUGAUUCAUCCUGCAUAUGAUGUCCUGAACAUUGGUGAAUUUGGAUCCCGGAGAAUUGGUUAUUGGUCUAAUUACUCUGGUCUAUCAGUCAUAGCACCGGAAGUGUUAUAUAAGAAGCCAGCCAACACUUCAACAAGCAAUGAGAAACUGGACAGUGUUCUGUGGCCUGGAGAAACUAUAGCUACACCAAAAGGGUGGGUUUUCCCCAACAACGGAAAGCCGCUGCGAAUAGCAGUGCCUCUUAGAGUUGGCUACUUGGAGAUUGUAUCUAAAGACAAGAACCCUCCUGGGGUAAAAGGCUUUUGCAUUGAUGUCUUUGAAGCAGCCAUAAAUUUGCUGCCUUAUCCUGUCCCAAGACAAUAUAUAUUAUUUGGAAAUGGUGAUAGAAAUCCCAGCUAUAGUGACCUUGCCAAUCAGGUUGCAUCAAAUAACUAUGAUGCAGCUGUUGGAGAUAUUACAAUUGUCCCAAACAGGACAAGGAUUUUGGAUUUCACUCAACCUUUCAUGGAAUCAGGGCUGGUUGUUGUUGUUCCUGUCAAGGAGGUCAAAUCAAGCCCUUGGUCUUUCCUUAAGCCAUUCACUGCUCAAAUGUGGUGUGUUACUGGUGCCUUUUUUCUUUUUGUGGGAGCUGUUGUAUGGGUUCUUGAGCACCGGCACAAUCCAGAGUUCCGUGGUCCACCCAAGAAACAAAUUAUGACAAUCUUUUGGUUUACUUUCUCAACAAUGUUUUUCUCACACAGAGAAAACACUGUGAGUGGUCUUGGGCGAUUCGUGCUGAUCAUAUGGCUUUUCGUCGUGCUUAUUAUCAAUUCAAGCUACACAGCAAGCUUAACAUCCAUACUCACAGUGCAGCAACUGUCUUCACAAAUUGAAGGAAUUGACAGCUUGAUCUCAGGUACUCAGCCAAUUGGAGUUCAAGAUGGGUCCUUUGCUCGGAAGUACCUGAUAGAUGAACUCAAUAUACAAGAAUCUAGGAUAGUUUCGUUGAGAGAUCAGUCGGCAUAUGCUGAUGCCCUUAUGCGUGGACCGAAAGGGGGAGGGGUUGUAGCCAUUGUUGAUGAGCUUCCUUAUAUUCAGCUCUUCAUGUCCAAUACCAACUGUAAGUUCAGAACCGUUGGGCAGGAGUUCACUAAAAGUGGUUGGGGAUAUGCAUUUCAGAGGGACUCUCCCCUUGCUGUUGAUAUGUCAACCGCCAUUCUUCAACUCUCCGAGAAUGGUGACCUGCAAAAGAUCCAUGACAAAUGGCUUCUAAAACAUGAUUGCACAGCACAACUCGAUGAUAUCGAUUCAAAUAAGCUAUCUCUGAGCAGCUUCUGGGGUCUCUUUCUCAUAUGUGGCAUAGCAUGUCUCCUUACUUUGAUUGCAUUCUUUGUUAGAGUGUUCUGUCAAUACAUGAAAUUUAUCCCAGAGCCUGAGGUAGCUGACGAGGAAGUUCAAUCAAGCAGGUCUAGACGGUUUAUGAAAAUCGGAUCUGCUAGCUUCAAGGACUUGAUUGAUUUCGUGGAUAAGAGAGAAAAAGAAAUCAAAGAGGUACUUAGGCAGAAGAGUAACAAGAGGAGACGCAGCCAGAGCAUAGAUGGUCAAUCAAGUUCACCUGCCUAAGUAAUCAGGGACGUUUCUGUUGGUAUCUUCUUUUGUUUCUUAAUUUGGCUAUACCUUUAGUAAUAGUAUUCACACAAAUUUUGUCUAUACUGAAAUAUCUUGAUUUCUUCCUCCUUAGGUAGGAAAUUGUGGCUGUAAGGUUGUCAUAAACACAGUAUGAAAAAAAGGAAACGAUUAUUAUUAUCAUGAUAUACAUUUAAAGCCUGUAUACACUAGAUUUAGACAAUUGUACUUUCAUGUAAAGAAGUUUUGAGUUCAAGCUUGUAAA
Molecule: messenger RNA, 3377 nt
Organism: Lotus japonicus
Lineage: Eukaryota; Viridiplantae; Streptophyta; Magnoliopsida; Fabales; Fabaceae
Product: glutamate receptor 3.4-like
Exons: 8
Coding region: 302-3109 (935 amino acids)
Biological process (GO): G protein-coupled receptor signaling pathway
Cellular component (GO): plasma membrane
Molecular function (GO): glutamate-gated receptor activity; G protein-coupled receptor activity
Source: RefSeq, a predicted model, not a curated record